AUGUCUUUCCAAGACGUGACGCUGGCAAAGGACAGCUCGUUCAGUGACACGCGGAAACAGGACCUUAUCAUUUCAGAACGUAUGGGCAAGAAGAGAAUUGUGAAGAAGGCCCACAGCCGUAUCGGCGGUGUUGCUUGUCAAUUGCUCGGUGAAAACGACCACCCAUGGAAUGGUAGAUUCUCUAUGCCUGUUGGAAUCUUGAACAUGGGGGCCAUUGAUGAAUGGAGGAAACUUACCAGUGACGCGCAAGCUAGCAAGGGACCCGAAAAACCUGCUAGAGGAUGA
Molecule: messenger RNA, 285 nt
Organism: Monascus purpureus
Lineage: Eukaryota; Fungi; Ascomycota; Eurotiomycetes; Eurotiales; Aspergillaceae
Source: the annotation of a GenBank genome assembly